Miniopterus natalensis is the source of this 930-nucleotide messenger RNA. RefSeq names its product zinc transporter ZIP2-like. Gene Ontology annotation, molecular function: zinc ion transmembrane transporter activity. Gene Ontology annotation, cellular component: plasma membrane. Lineage: Eukaryota; Metazoa; Chordata; Mammalia; Chiroptera; Miniopteridae. The record is from RefSeq and is a predicted model, not a curated record. Gene Ontology annotation, biological process: zinc ion transmembrane transport.
AUGGAGCCAGUACUAGGAGUAAAAAUUGGCUGCCUUUUUGCCCUGCUGGCUCUCGCCCUGAUCUGUGGCCUUAUUCCCAUCCGCUUCAAAUGGUUCCAGAUUGAGGCAGACAGAGGUCGUCACCGCCGGGUCCUCAGCCUCCUGGGCUGCAUUUCUGCUGGUGUUUUCCUGGGAGCAGGGUUCAUGCACAUGACUGCUGAAGCCCUGGAGGGAAUUGAAUCAGAGAUCCAGAAGUUCCUGAUGCAGAAUGGGACAGAGAGUGAGGGAAAUUCUUCUGGUGAUGCUAAUCCAGCUUUUGUAAACUAUCCCUACGGAGAGCUCGUCAUCUCCCUGGGCUUCCUCUUGGUCUUCCUUGUGGAGUCGCUGGCACUGCAGUGCUGUCCUGGAGCCAAUGGAGGAGCAAAAGUGCAGGAGGAGGAAGUGGGUGGCGCUCGUGUCCUUGGACUCCACAGCCAUGGACCUCUACCCUCAACCUCACAGCGGCCCUUUCGAGCCCUCAUCUUCUUGCUCUCACUCUCCUUCCACUCGGUGUUUGAAGGUCUGGCUGUGGGGCUGCAGACAACAGUAGUAGCUACGGUGCAGCUCUGUCUUGCUAUCCUGGCUCAUAAGGGGCUCGUGGUGUUUGGCGUCGGACUGCGGCUGGUGCAGACAGGCACUGCAUCACGAUGGGCUGUGUUCUGCAUACUGUCAUUUGCUCUCAUGUCCCCCCUGGGCGUAGCCCUAGGGCUGGCUGUGGCUGAAGGAAACUCUGGAGAGGGCCGAGGCUUGGCCCAGGCUAUAUUAGAAGGUAUGUCAGCUGGCAGCUUCCUGUAUGUCACCUUCCUAGAAAUUCUGCCCAGGGAGCUAGCUGGUCCUGAGGCCCCACUGGUCAAGUGGGGCUGUGUAACCGCUGGUUUUGCCUUCAUGGCCUUAAUUGCCUUGUGGGCCUGA